AUGUGUCCUGCCACCAUUGUCGUUUCAUGUAUCCCUGCAUAUGGCUUUCAAGAUGUCGGGAUUCCUUUGCAUUGGCUCUCCAGUCCUUCCGGGGGAUUGGUUAUAGAGAUGGCAUACAAGCCCUUGAAUACGCCACUUCUUCAGGAAGUCCGAAACUUACGGGAAAGGACAGGACAUGGAUGGGUCAUCGUUGAUGGCCUUGAACUCCUGCCUGAACAGGGAAUUGCGCAAUUCGAAUCUCUGACUGGCCGGAAAGCACCUCGUCGACAAAUGAGAAGUGAGGUGGAAUGGAGUUAUCGGAAUAUGAAGGCGGAUUAA
Molecule: messenger RNA, 318 nt
Organism: Penicillium daleae
Lineage: Eukaryota; Fungi; Ascomycota; Eurotiomycetes; Eurotiales; Aspergillaceae
Product: NAD(P)-binding Rossmann-fold containing protein
Exons: 2
Coding region: 1-318 (105 amino acids)
Source: RefSeq, a predicted model, not a curated record